AUGGAUCCACUCCCAGAGUACUCUAUUUUCCUGGUCCGGAUUCUGGACGAGCUGGACCAUAAACACGCCACCAUGUCCUACCAGGACCUGUGCAAGUCCCUGUGUGCCCGUUUCGACCUGGCCCACCUAGCCAAGCUCCGUAGCCUGCUGUUCUACACGGCCUGCCUGGACCCUGCCUUCCCAGCCACCCUCUUCAAGGACAAGAUGCGCUGUGCCGUGGAGGACCAGCAGUCCAAGAAGCUGAUGGUGGCGGCGGACAUCGUGACCAUGUUCAACCUGAUCCAGAUGAACGGGGGUUUAGCCAAAGACAAGCUGCCCAUGGCGCACAGGGGCAAGUUCCACAGGAACCAGUCGUUGGAGUUGAGCAGGUCCGACCCAGAUGCCUACACGUUCCAGGACAGUGAGGGGCGAGGGGGCUACGAGCGUCCGGAUCACCCCCCGGCAGACGGCCACCACUCACACCACCACCACCCUAAAUCGGAGCGCAACAGUUGCCAGCAGUUUAUUCCCAGCUCGAACCCUAACUUCCUCCUGGGAGUCAACAAGGACCUGAAAUGUAGAGCGGCCUCAAUGGACAAGCUCCAGCAUCUGCCCCAGUACGGCAGCGUCAGCAGCAGGCCGCCGUCACCGCCCUGCGACAUGCAGACCACCUACUUUCCCAUGGACAUAGACAGCGAGUCCACCACGGACCAGGACUCCCUGCAGCACAUGGGACACCCCGAGCCCUUCUCCGUCCACUCCUGCCUCCAGAAGAGGAACAUCUUCAAGGAGGACUUUCACAACUUUGUGGCCUUCUCCCCACAGGUCCUCCCUUCUGACGGCAAGCAAGGCGGCAAGGCGUCCGACGGCUAUCACCAUCGGAGGGAGCUCCACAAGCCCGCCACCUUCUUCAACCACAGCUUCGAACUGCCUUACAGCAACCCGUACUUUGAGCCCGUACUCAACUCCCCCAUCCAGGAGAGGCGGCGGGCCAAGCACGAGAGCCUGGACGACCUCCAGGCCUCGACCUACUUCGGCCCCACCACGGUGUCCGAGUGCGUGAGCGCGCGCCGGCAGCUCGGCAAGCCCGGGAAGGUGCCGGCGUGGCCCGUGAAGAGCCUGAGCCUCAACGCAGAGGAGGGGGGGCCGCCGGACUUUGAGAGGUCGGUCCUGAACUGCAAGCCCCUCAAGGUGAACCACCCGCACAACAUCGGCGUGAUCUGCGACGCGGGCGAGCAGCGCUUCCAGAGCCCCAAACAGAAAGCCACCGCCUCCCCGCUGGCCUUCCCCAAGAAGACCAACGGGGGGAAGCCGACGAAGGAGGCGGCGUCGAUGGCGGCGUCGAUGGCGUGCGGUCCCGUGAUCGUGGACAAGAGGGAGACCGGGAAGAGGUUUCGGGAGAAGAUCGUUCACAGUUCGUCUUUCCAGGACAGCUCCUCCAGCGUCGGCACCCAAACGGAUCUGGCGGCCCAGAAGCAAAAAGCGAAAGAGUACGCGUCCAAGUACUGCGAGCGGGAACGCCACCCCUUCAAGCCCUCCGACGACGAGCCCCAGACGCUCAGCGACGACAUCAGCGACAUAUUCCGGUUCCUGGACGAGAUGAGCGUGUGCGACUCGCUGGGCGUCAUCCAGUCCCCGUGCUACAACAGCAACGGCUCCCUCUCUCAGGUAACGCUCAAGUCGGACGGCGACAGCUCUCCGGAGCGCAGCACGGUGCGGCUGGCCAAGUCCAAGCUGGACCGCCUCUUCCAGUCCAUGGAGUGCGCCGACGACGAGCUCAAGUCCAGCGUGGUCAAGCUGGUGUCGCGCAUCGGGGAGAUCGAGAGGAAGCUGGAGUCCCUGUCCGGGGUGCGGGGCGAGAUCUCCCAGGUGCUCUCCAAGCUCAACCGGCUGGACGAGAAGAUCCUGGAGCCGGAGGGCAACGGGGGGAGACACGGGGAGACGCAGGGCCAGGGCGCCGCCGCCGCCGCCGCAACAGGCUCCGUUUCUAAGUCUCCGGACCCCGCCCACACCCACAGCCACGCCCACGCCGACCCGGGACUGUCCCCGCACGUCUUUCAGUGCCACACGACGGGCCACAACGGGAAGAAGGGGGAGGCCGGCGGACUGGUGGAGUGGUGCUGCCCCGAGGGCGGGAACAGCGAGAGCAUGCGGGUGAGGGCCCUGAAGAAGAACAUGUUCACCCGGCGCUCGUCGCGCUCGCUCAACGAGGAGAACGGCGGCGCCGGCGAGCCUAAGGCGGUUGCCAGCGCCGCCAACUCCCCCCGGGACUGGAGGACGGUGUCGUACGCCUCCCAGGCCCUGGACGAGGUCAAAGACAAGGACAGCAGAGACAGGGAGAGGGACAGGGAUCGGGAGAACAAGGAGCGCCACAGGAAAGCCAAAGAGCGGGACCGCCACUACGAGCACCCCCAGGCUCACCGCCAACCCAAGCCGCCCAAGGACCCCUACCUGGUGGAGCAGGUGUUCGCCCCGCACCCCUUCUCCCCCGGGGUCAAGGCCCACGUCAAGGGCAGCCCGCUGUACGCCGACCUGCAGCUGGUGGGGCCGGGCGACGGCAAGCGGGGCCAGCCCUCCUGGACCCUGGAGGAGUUCAAACGCAACUCGGGGGAGAAGGGCAAGCACCUCACCGCUCUGGACCUGCAGACCCAGGAGUCCCUGAACCCCAACAACCUGGAGUACUGGAUGGAGGACAUCUAUACGCCGGGCUACGAUUCGCUGCUGAAGAGGAAGGAGGCGGAGUUCCGCAGGGCCAAGGCGUGUAAGAUCGGUGCGCUGAUUGCGGCCGCCACAUGCACUGUGAUCCUGGUCAUCGUGGUUCCCAUCUGCACCAUGAAGUCCUGA
This is a messenger RNA of Gadus chalcogrammus (walleye pollock), 2823 nucleotides long. RefSeq names its product membrane integral NOTCH2 associated receptor 1 (gene minar1). The coding region runs from base 1 to 2823 and encodes 940 amino acids. Gene Ontology annotation, cellular component: plasma membrane. The record is from RefSeq and is a predicted model, not a curated record. Gene Ontology annotation, biological process: negative regulation of TOR signaling; negative regulation of cell population proliferation. Lineage: Eukaryota; Metazoa; Chordata; Actinopteri; Gadiformes; Gadidae. The transcript is spliced from 5 exons.